UUCCUUGUUAUUUCUGUUUCACCAGGGUAAUUCAACAAUCUUGGAUACAUGACUUUUGGAAAAAUACUCACAAUUAUUAGAUAUCUGACACUUUAAAGGCCCACCUUCCCCUUUGUGGAGGAGAAGGGUUAUUUAUUUUAUUUUUUUGAUUCGCUUUCUGAGGAAAGUUCCUGCAUAGGAGACCAUGUACAUCAAACAGGUCAUCAUCCAGGGGUUCCGAAGUUACAGGGACCAAACUGUGGUGGAUCCUUUCAGUCCCAAGCACAAUGUCAUCGUGGGCAGAAAUGGCUCUGGAAAAAGUAACUUUUUCUACGCCAUUCAGUUUGUGCUCAGUGAUGAGUUCAGUCACCUUCGCCCUGAGCAGCGAUUGGCCUUGCUCCAUGAGGGAACUGGUCCUCGUGUCAUUUCGGCGUUUGUGGAGAUUAUAUUUGACAACUCUGAUAACAGGCUGCCGAUCGACAAAGAGGAGGUGUCCCUCCGGCGUGUCAUCGGAGCCAAGAAGGACCAGUACUUCUUAGACAAGAAGAUGGUGACUAAAAACGAUGUCAUGAACCUCCUGGAGAGUGCCGGCUUCUCCCGUAGCAACCCCUACUACAUUGUCAAGCAGGGAAAGAUCAACCAGAUGGCCACGGCCCCCGACUCCCAGCGCCUGAAGCUGCUGAGGGAGGUGGCCGGAACCAGGGUGUACGAUGAGCGCAAGGAGGAGUCCAUCUCUCUCAUGAAGGAGACCGAGGGCAAAAGAGAGAAGAUCAAUGAGCUGUUGAAGUACAUCGAAGAGCGUCUGCACACCCUGGAGGAUGAGAAAGAGGAGCUGGCUCAGUACCAGAAGUGGGACAAGAUGAGGAGGGCCCUGGAGUACACUAUUUAUAACCAGGAGCUCAACGAGACCCGCGCCAAACUGGAUGAGCUGUCCUCCAAGAGGGAGACCUGUGGAGACAAGUCCCGACAUCUGAGAGACGCCCAGCAGGACGCCAGAGACAAAGUAGAGGAGACAGAGCGCGUGGUGCGGGAGAUGAAGUCCAAGAUCAGCGCCAUGAAGGAGGAGAAGGAGCAGCUCAGUGCCGAGCGACAGGAGCAGAUCAAACAGAGGACCAAGCUGGAGCUCAAGAGCAAGGACCUGCAGGAGGAGCUGGCUGGCAACAGCGAGCAGAAGAAACGUCUGCUGAAGGAGCGUCAGAAGCUCCUGGAGAAGAUUGAGGAGAAACAGAAGGAGUUGCAGGAGACUGAGCCCAAGUUCAACACGGUGAAGGAGAGGGAGGAGCGGGGCAUCGCCAGACUGGCCCAGGCCACCCAGGAGAGGACUGACCUGUAUGCCAAGCAGGGCCGGGGCAGCCAGUUCACCUCCAAGGAGGAGAGGGACAAGUGGAUCAAGAAGGAGCUCAAGUCCCUGGACCAGGCGAUCAACGACAAGAAGAGGCAGAUCGCUGCCAUCCACAAAGACCUGGAGGACACCGAGACCAACAAAGAGAAGAACCUGGAACAGUACAGUAAACUGGACCAGGAUCUGAAUGAGGUCAAGACCCGGGUGGAAGAGCUGGACAAAAAGUACUAUGAAGUCAAGAACAAAAAGGAUGAGCUGCAGAGCGAGAGAAACUACCUGUGGCGGGAGGAGAACGCGGAGCAGCAGGCCCUGGCGGCCAAACGGGAGGAGCUGGAGAAGAAACAGCAGCUACUCCGGGCAGCCACUGGCAAGGCCAUCCUGAACGGUAUCGACAGCAUCAACAAGGUGCUGGAGCAUUUCCGCAGGAAGGGGAUCAACCAGCAUGUCAUUAACGGUUACCAUGGCAUCGUUAUGAAUAACUUUGAGUGUGAGCCUGCCUUCUACACCUGUGUGGAAGUCACCGCAGGGACCAGGUUAUUUUACCACAUAGUGGAGACAGAUGAAGUGAGCACCAAGAUCCUGACGGAGUUCAACAAGAUGAACCUGCCUGGAGAGGUCACCUUCCUGCCCAUCAGCAAGCUGGAUGUCAGGGACACAGCGUACCCUGAGACCAAUGAUGCCAUCCCUAUGAUCAGCAAGCUGCGCUACAGCCAGCAGUUUGACAAGGCCUUCAAGCACGUCUUUGGGAAGACCUUGAUCUGUCGUAGCAUGGAGGUGUCCACCCAGCUGGCCAGAGCGUUCACCAUGGACUGUAUUACUCUGGAAGGUGACCAGGUGUCCCACCGCGGGGCGCUGACCGGGGGUUACUACGACACCAGGAAGUCCCGUCUGGAGCUCCAGAAAGACAUGAGGAAGGCCGAGCAGGAGCUGGGGGAGCUGGAGGCCAAGCUGAACGAGAACCUCCGCAGGAACAUCGAACGUAUCAACAAUGAGAUCGACCAGCUGAUGAACCAGAUGCAGCAGAUUGAGACCCAGCAGAGGAAGUUCAAGGCCUCCAGAGAUUCAAUCCUCUCCGAGAUGAAGAUGCUCAAGGAGAAGAGGCAGCAGUCCGAGAAGACGUUCAUGCCGAAGCAACGCUCCCUGCAGUCCCUGGAGGCCAGUCUACAUGCCAUGGAGUCCACCCGGGAGUCUCUGAAGGCAGAGCUGGGCACAGACCUGCUCUCUCAGCUCAGCCUGGAGGACCAGAGACGCGUGGAUGACCUCAACGACGAGAUCAGACAGCUGCAACAGGACAACAGGCAGCUGCUGAACGAGCGCAUCAAGCUGGAGGGCAUCAUGACCAGGGUGGAGACCUACCUCAACGAGAACCUGCGGAAACGACUCGACCAAGUAGAACAGGAGCUGAAUGAGCUGAGAGAAACAGAUGGAGGUACCAUGCUGACCGCCACCUCCUCAGAGCUGGAGGGGAUCAACAAACGCAUCAAAGAUACCCUGGCCCGCUCAGAAGACUUGGACGUGUUGAUCGACAAGGCGGAGAUUGAGGUCAAGGAGCACGCCAAGAGCAUGGACCGCUGGAAGAACGUGGAGAAGGAACAGAACGAUGCCAUCAACCAUGAUACCAAGGAGCUGGAGAAGAUGACCAACCGACAGGGCAUGCUGCUGAAGAAGAAAGAGGAGUGCAUGAAGAAGAUCAGGGAGCUUGGCUCCUUGCCGCAGGAGGCCUUCGAGAAGUACCAGACCCUCACACUCAAACAGCUGUUCCGCAAGCUGGAGCAGUGCAACACGGAGCUGAAGAAGUACAGCCACGUGAACAAGAAGGCUCUGGACCAGUUUGUCAACUUCUCUGAGCAGAAGGAGAAGCUGAUCAAACGUCAGGACGAGCUGGACCGAGGACACAAGUCCAUCAUGGAGCUCAUGAAUGUGCUGGAGCUCAGGAAGUACGAGGCCAUCCAGCUCACCUUCAAACAGGUGUCCAAGAACUUCAGCGAGGUGUUCCAGAAGCUAGUUCCAGGGGGCAAGGCCACCUUGGUGAUGAAGAAGGGGGACGCGGAGGGGGGUCAGUCCCAGGAUGAGGGUGAGGGGGGCACCGACAGUGAGAAGGGCUCGGGCUCCCAGAGUAGUGUGCCCUCCGUCGACCAGUUCACUGGAGUCGGCAUCAGGGUGUCGUUCACGGGCAAACAGGGGGAGAUGAGGGAGAUGCAGCAGCUGUCUGGGGGGCAGAAGUCCCUGGUGGCCCUGGCUCUCAUCUUCGCCAUCCAGAAGUGUGACCCGGCUCCCUUCUACCUGUUCGACGAGAUCGACCAGGCCCUGGACGCACAACACAGGAAGGCUGUCUCGGACAUGAUUGUCGAGCUGGCCGGCCACGCCCAGUUCAUCACCACUACAUUCAGGCCUGAGCUUCUGGAGUCGGCCGACAAGUUCUAUGGCGUCAAGUUCAGAAACAAGGUGAGUCACAUCGAUGUUAUCUCUGCGGAACAGGCCAAAGACUUUGUGGAGGAUGACACCACCCACGGUUAAGAAGAAUCAGCUCCUGAUGACCCUCCCCCUGUAGUGCACUGACCGCUCUGAGCAUUCAGUCCUCCGCACCCUGAAAGGACUCAAUGGAACUUUUCAGUCAGAUGUGUAUAAUUAGAACACAUUAAAUACAUUCUAAUUCUACGGUCAACUCUCAAGUCAGGCAUGUAGAAUUUAGAACACAUAAAUUACAUUCUAAUUCUACGGUCAACUCUUCAGUCAGACGUGUAGGAUUAGAACACAUCAAAUACAUUCUAAUUCUUCGGCCAGAACUCUACAGUCAGAUUUCCAAGUCUGUCGCCUGGAGCUUAGUAUCGGCAUAACCACCACUGUUCCUCAUGUGGCUGCGUUUGCAGCGGCAUCCCGGCUCUCUUCCAUUAAUUGUUGUUUUGACCAUUUACCCAGGUGUUCACAUCAGAUCUCUUUAUAAGCUUAAUGAAAUAUAGUAUAAUGGAAGCAUUGUCAGAUUUGGGCUGGCUGUGUAAGCCUGGCCUAUGUCGACAUCAUCCAUUGGCCACAGUUUUUUUUCUCUCAAAAGGAAGAACAUUUUUAAUAAAUAAAAGUAAGUUUAGCUCUCUUUUUUUUUGUCUGCUUUUAAAAACAAUGUUUUCAGACAGUGGUUUUUGUAAGUGUUGUUGAUGUAUGAUAUGAGAGGGUUGAUUUUAUUUUAUUUUUUCCGUGCUGGAGCAGUCUUUGAAUUAAGGUGCAUGUUGUCCUUUUUUUAUUUUAACUGUGGAUAUGUGCUGUGCCGAUGUUGUGCUUACCAGAUUUCAUCCCUAUUGAGAUUUAUUUCUACAGUUGGAAUAAAGUUCUGAUAAAGAAUGUCUAAUCUCAAA
Molecule: messenger RNA, 4671 nt
Organism: Esox lucius (northern pike)
Lineage: Eukaryota; Metazoa; Chordata; Actinopteri; Esociformes; Esocidae
Gene: smc3
Product: structural maintenance of chromosomes 3
Exons: 30
Coding region: 185-3838 (1217 amino acids)
Biological process (GO): mitotic sister chromatid cohesion
Cellular component (GO): chromosome
Molecular function (GO): ATP hydrolysis activity; double-stranded DNA binding; protein binding
Source: RefSeq, a predicted model, not a curated record